This is a messenger RNA of Gadus morhua (Atlantic cod), 845 nucleotides long. It is a transcript of the gene sptssa, whose product is annotated as serine palmitoyltransferase, small subunit A. The transcript has 2 exons. Gene Ontology annotation, cellular component: serine palmitoyltransferase complex. Bases 68 to 274 code for a protein of 68 amino acids. Gene Ontology annotation, molecular function: serine C-palmitoyltransferase activity. NCBI's taxonomy places the organism in Eukaryota, Metazoa, Chordata, Actinopteri, Gadiformes, Gadidae. The record is from RefSeq and is a predicted model, not a curated record. Gene Ontology annotation, biological process: ceramide biosynthetic process.
ACGGCAGUACCAUGUGACCGCGCGUCGUCCCCAGCAGGGAGCAUCCGGAAGAGCAGAAGGUUGUAAGAUGGCUUUAGGAGACUGCUGGAAGCAGCUUUCCUGGUUCUACUACCAGUACCUCCUGGUCACGGCGCUCUACAUGCUGGAGCCAUGGGAGCGGACCAUCUUCAACUCCCUGCUGGUGUCAGUGGCCGCCAUGGCGGUCUACACCGGCUACGUCUUCAUCCCCCAGCACAUCAUGGCCAUCCUCACCUACUUCCAGCUGCUCCAGUGACCCCCUCUCCCUCGCUCUCCCCCCUCUCCCCCUCUCUCACCCAUGGAGGGUGUCGGUCGGUCGCCCUGGGUGUCCAGCUGGAUGCCGUGAAGACGCCGCUUUGUUUUCUUCCUUCCGUCUGUAACUCGGUGGUUCCACUGAAGGCUUGAGCUCCGCCGCCUGACGGAACUCUGCUCUCUGGUGGGAGGGGCCGGAGGAGGAGCCUCAGAUGAUUGACAGCCCCCUGCAGGGUUAUUGUUUUAUAAAUGUCGACGGGCCACGCCCACCUGCUCCUGAACUCUGCUUGGUUUGGACCGACCCACUGCAGACCCCCGUCUCCCCGGCCAAUGGUUUUUCCUCGUUGCGGGGGGGGGCGCGGAACUCCCUGACACUCCCCCGUCUCAGCCGGGACACGCCUUAGAGAUCCUUCUAGAGCCCGCUGUGCCUUUUCAAUAACCGGGUGUAGACAUUUUUCUAAGUGUUUCCUAAUUGGUUUGCUCCGGAAGUGUAAAUUCAUCACUACAUACCUUUAACGAUGUUAAUAAUAAACUGAGGUGAUUUCAACUUUUAAUAAAAGGGUUAUUUAACUUGA